This is a messenger RNA of Colossoma macropomum (tambaqui), 3990 nucleotides long. RefSeq names its product cofactor required for Sp1 transcriptional activation, subunit 7 (gene crsp7). Gene Ontology annotation, biological process: regulation of transcription by RNA polymerase II; positive regulation of gene expression. The record is from RefSeq and is a predicted model, not a curated record. Bases 1952 to 3613 code for a protein of 553 amino acids. Gene Ontology annotation, molecular function: transcription coregulator activity. NCBI's taxonomy places the organism in Eukaryota, Metazoa, Chordata, Actinopteri, Characiformes, Serrasalmidae. Gene Ontology annotation, cellular component: mediator complex; core mediator complex; nucleus. The transcript is spliced from 3 exons.
AGUGUCAGAGAGAUGUCAGCUGCUUCUGUACAGGACCAAUAAAUGCCUGUAUCUGCAUUCAUUUUGUUUGUGCACGAAUCAAAAAAACAAUGUGCCAUCAAUUAAAAAUAAACAUGACCACGAUUAAAAGAAAACAAGAGAAUGAAUUAGAAAAUCGUUAUCACAAAUUAAAAAACAUACCCACGAAGUAAAGAAAAUGUGGGCACGAAUAAAAGAAAAGAAGAGAACAAAUUGUUAAUCAAGGGAAUGAAUUAAGAAAUUGUGACCAUGAAUAAAAGAAAACAUGCAAAAUGUUCACUCGAAUUAAUUAUUUUAUUUAUUUAUUUAUUUUAUUUUAUACCUCCGUCCCCUCCAGAGCUCUCUAGUUUUUAGUCUAUAUCUAGGUUUUUUGCUUGAAUCCAAGCUCUGAGCCUGAUGAGUGCCCUUCCAACAUUGUCAGUGACUUAUACUUUUUGAACCCUUAUUUUAAAACUCCAUUUUUCUUAAAAAUGGCUUACUGGCUAUUAAACGUCACUGAGAGCUAAAAGUUAUUUUUGUUUGUUUAUUGUCUUAAAGAUAAUUUUAGGAUUUUUUUUAGGGACCAGGUUUAGGCUAAUGGAUUUAGAUGCUAUAAAUAUUACAUACAUUUUAUAUUAUAUCAUUUAGAAAAAGAAUAAUAUCAUUGUGGUGUGACCACCUGUAGUUAGACUUCGACAUUGUAAGCAGCUUAAUUGACUGAUGUAGUUUACUUGCAUCUUUUGGCAAUGGUACAGCAAAGUUUAAGCCUUAGUGCUGGACAAACGGGGAAUAUACUUUUAAUGCAUAGUUAAUUUGUGAAAGUGGGCCAAUCAUGCUUUGAUUUUAUAGAGCUAACCAGGUUUGAUAAUGGAUCGGACCAGAAGCCAGCAGCUGAGCCCAUGCAAACCACAUGAUUAUGUAAGAUAUUAAUGACACAGUGGUUAAGCAAGCUGAUUAACCAUUUAUUUGACCUAACACAUGAAAAUUGUUAGCGAAGAACAGUCGGAAGUAAGAUUUUUUUGUGGUGAAGUAAACUUAUAAUUUUAACACGUUGGACUACUCUGUACUGCUUACUGUUUCUCUUACAUUUUUUUGUUUUAGUUUAAAUGUAAUAGACAAGACUCAAGAUACUGUUUUUAGGUUUGAAGAAAAAUGUAAAUUUCUCAAUAUUUCCAUUGGAUAUCAUGCAGUCAUGGUCCUUUUCGAAAGUUUGUUUUGGCGGCAUCCAGAUGUUCACUGAUGAGUGGGUUAAUUACAUGAACUCUGUAUCCAGUAUUUGCAGAUGGGCACGGAAAUACACACAUAUACAACUGUUCAUAUCAUUAUUUAUUAUAACUUAAAUAAUAGUUGAUUAUAUAUUUCCUCAGACUUUGAGUGUGUGUAGGUAUUAAUCUUUCACAUUGUCUUCAAAUCUUUGAUUAUAUUUUAUUUUUCCCUCAGUACUGUCUUGUUUUCUUUUAAUUAUUUAUUAUACUCCAUGGAUUCAUGUCACAAAUUUUUUACUGUUGCGUUUUCAUAGUUUGACCAUUCCAACCGUUUGUAGUAGUCCAGGCUGAAGCCCAGUUCCCUGUGUGCUGUAUCUUAUGAUAGAAUGUGCAACUGUAGCACUCUUGUUGAAAUACAGCUUUUAUAUGGCUUCGACAGACUACGCUGGACAGUGCUUGUGAGAGACCUAUGAAUAAAUCAAUGAGCAGCAGACUAACAAAAGCAAUAUCAAAGUGGAAAGCUACAUUAACCCUCGAGAGCAUCCACUGUAACAAGAAUACGCAAGCUAUGUGGACUACAAUGAGAGCAAGAGGGCUGCAGUUGUGAAGUUGGAACCAUUGAUUGUAUACAUAACGUGUACCCUCAAUGUUUAAAACAUGCAGCCACUGUUGCUCUAGCUGGAUGUCCGUGAUCAACAUCGGAAACUGCGUUCACCCUGUGGAAAUCGCAUGAUUUUCAGAUCUGUAACAUGGUUGCAGUACUUGACGUUAUCAGCAAUUUGGAGAAAUACCCAAUCACCAAAGAAGCACUUGAGGAAACUCGCCUAGGAAAACUUAUAAAUGAUGUAAGGAAAAAGACAAAGGAUGAAGAACUUGCAAAGCGUGCCAAGAAACUCCUUCGAAACUGGCAAAAGUUAAUUGAGCCUAGCCAGAGUGACACUCUAUCUCGAGGACUGCAAGGUGGCCCAGGAUCUGCCAAUGGUGGUUCUCAUCUCUGCCGCACAGAUCUAUCUGCACCACAAUCAGCUAAGAUUGCUCCAGAACUUAAAAUCAGACAUGACAUCCAUAAUACUUACUCACCUAUGGCAGAAAAAUCAAAAACCCGAAAACACAGGGACCAAAGGGAUAGUCAGAAUCUGCCAACUAAAAUGUAUAAAACAUUCACACCUGGAAAUAUGUUUUCUUCUACCCCACUGUUAAAUGGUGUUAGUGGCAGCCCUGAGGCUCUCCUGGAAAACCAAGAUGAUACACCUUCUGAUAGUAACCAACCAGAGCAUCUUGAGAACGACAGACAAAACAAAAUCCCUAUCAAUGCUGUUAAGCCUCAUCCAAGCUCCCCUGGCCUUACCAAGCUUCCUAGCACUUCCUCCUUACUUAAAACUUCAGUGUUACAGCAGCAAGCAAGAAUAGUUGGAGAUGGAGCUGAGAAACAUCAACCCAGUAGCCCCCAAAUCUCAUCAUUAAGUCCAUGUAACGUCACACAAGAUACAGUGACUAAGAGGUCUUCAGCAUAUGCACCAAAAGGAACUCUCCUGAGCCCAUCUCAGAAUUCUGCCCAAGUGCCCUCUCUUCUGCCUUUAACAUCCCCAACGCAAGUGUCUCAUGCCGACGGUCACUCACCCCUUGAGCUGGAGGAAUGUGUGUCCUUACACAGAUCAACAGAGAGAACCUCUCAGUCCCUGCACAGCAGUACAACACAUGAGCCUUCAGGGCUGCACAGGCACAGUUUCUCAUCUGAGGCUACUAAGGAUGGGCCAGAAGGAGUAACCUCUAACAAAAAAAGAAAGAAGUACAGGUCCAGAGACUAUACAGUAAAUCUUCAAGGGCAGUCCUCAGAGGACAGGACAAAGCCUGUGCGAUUAAAAGAACGAAGAUUGACAUUUGACCCAGUGACCGGACAGAUCAAGCCCCUCACUCCAAAGGAAUCUCACCAUGACGAGGAGUGCCAGAGACCACCUAUUUUUGAAACUGCAAGGACUGAGUUACCUCAGCAGAGGCAAUCUGUAACAGCACCCAGUCCUUUCCAGCAGACAAACUGGAAAGAGCUGUCCAGAAAUGAAAUCAUUCAAUCUUACCUUAGCCUUCAGAGCAAUGUUCUAACUUCGUCUGGAGCACAGACCCAUGGAGCACAUUUUUUCAUGACUGAAUAUUUGAAACGAGAAGAGGGUGAUGUUCGGGAACCCAGAAAGACACAUGUUUUAGUACCAAGUGACUCUAACUCGGAACUCCCUGGGGUGAGUCGAGAGGUGAUGCUUGAGGACCUACACAGAAUACAUAUGGAGCACUGGCCAGGGGUAAAUGGUUGUUAUGAUACCAAGGACAACUGGUAUGAUUGGACAGAGUGUAUAUCUUUGGAUUCUCAUGGUGAUGAGACCAAAUUAAAUAUCCUGCCAUAUGUCUACCUAGACUGAGAAAACAGCAGCUGUGAUGGCUUUACAUAAAGUUUAUCACCCCCACUGUGAGUUUAGUGACAGAUUUUUCUGUCCUUAAUUUUCCAGACUUGCAUACGUUUUCUGUUAGGUCACAUGAAAAAGGGGGCUUUUUUAAUAAAAAGAUAAAAUAUGUCCUGUUUGUAAUGUGCUGCUACCAACAAUAAUUUGCAAAGAAGAGUUGUAAAUAAUAGCUCAGUGAUAUUUUCUGGGCGAGUUACUGCACAAUGUGUGUAUAGGAGGAGUCAGAGCAAGCACUAAGCAGUGCAGAUAGGGUUGUGAAAGCAAGACGAAAACUUGUUUGGCAGUUGCAAAGAGCUUUAUGUGACAGAAUAAAUUAUACUUUUUUUUAUCUUGUA